AUGUCGAAUUCAUUCUCAAGUUACCAACAACGAUGGGGGGGUCUUUUUUGGGAAUGGGACAUUGGCAAGCUGGAGGUCAUAAUGAGAGACAAGAUCAUUUGUAUCAGAGAUGGUCGAUCUUCAAAUGACGACGACUACAGGUGUCUACUUGGUUUCCCGGACGAGUAUACACCACGAAGAGGGGAAGACAACACCAGGCAAGAACGUACCAUGCCUAUCGCAAGUGCAGCUGAGGUUCUCUACGUCAGCUCUUCCGAUCAUCCUGUCCCCUUUAUCAGGAUCGAGGGUCGUCGAGCUUGCGGUCUUACUGCUUUCGAAGAAGCGAAUACUUUCCUUGGGCAUUCAAACCAGGUCCAUCACGCUGGACAUCCAACUGAGCUUUCGGAUUGUGAAAAGAUGAGGACCUCUAUUCAAGUCCUCGAGAUUUAUGUUCCAAGCUCCUACGUGAGGGCCGCAAUAUUGUCGAGCUCAAUCAGGAACAUGAAACCCCAAGAAAUCAACUCUUAUCUAUACUACCUCUCGCCGAAGUAUGCCUACAAAUUGCUGGGUUCUACCAAACGAGAUGCCUGUUAUCAAGAGCUCGCCCGCUGUGUUGUACCAAUUACGAAUUGCUAG
Molecule: messenger RNA, 615 nt
Organism: Talaromyces atroroseus
Lineage: Eukaryota; Fungi; Ascomycota; Eurotiomycetes; Eurotiales; Trichocomaceae
Exons: 2
Coding region: 1-615 (204 amino acids)
Source: RefSeq, a predicted model, not a curated record